GCCAUGGAGGAGCUGAGCAGCGUGGGAGAGCAGGUCUUCGCCGCCGAGUGCAUCCUCAGCAAGCGGCUCCGCAAGGGCAAGCUGGAGUAUCUGGUGAAGUGGCGCGGCUGGUCCUCCAAGCAUAACAGCUGGGAACCCGAAGAGAAUAUUCUCGAUCCCAGACUUCUGCUUGCCUUUCAGAAGAAAGAACAUGAGAAAGAGGUCCAAAAUCGGAAGAAGGGAAAGAGACCGAGAGGCAGGCCCAGGAAAAAUGUUGAACCUGAGGCACCACCAAAGAGCAAAUCCAGCAGUUCUUCUUCAUCAACUUCCUCUUCAUCUUCCUCUUCUGAUGAAGAGGAUGAAAGUGACAUCGAUACAAAGAGAGGUCAGCGUAGCCGAGAGAGUCACCCUGUGCCACAAAAGAAAGCUCAGAUUCUGGUUGCCAAACCUGACAACAAGGACUCUGUUAGGAAGAAGCGAGGGCGGAAGCCGUUGCCUCCAGAGCAGAAGGUAGCCAAGAGGACCGUCAACCUAACAAAGGUGCUGAAAACUAACCGGAAAGAAAUAGGGGGUGGAGGAGGUGGAGCCAAGCUGGUGGGCAAGAUGCAACCCCAACACAGUGCCCAGAGCUCGGGCAUCGCCAUGCUGAAGUCCCACAUGAAAGAAGCCCAAGGUGCGUUCGGUGGGUUUUGUUCUGGAGCAUCUUCUACCGACAACCUCGCCAGUAUUAUGAAAGGGAACUCGCCUGGAAGCCCGAACUGUGGCAUCAGUUGGCAGAGCUCCAUUGUCCAUUAUAUGAGCAGGAUGUCACAGAACCAGAGUUCGCCGGAUCCUUCAGCGGUGGGGCGGCUGACCCUCAAGUCAGCCACGUCCUGCAAGAGUAGCUUAGGACUGGAUUUAAAACUGAAGAACCAGAAAAGUGCCGGAGAUCUGGAGUUGACUGUACAAGGGUCCAAAGUGACCAAGAGGCUUAGUGGCGGUGUUCUAGGGGAACAAAAAACAGGGUUUGGCGCUGGUGCUCAGAAUUUGCACAAUGGCAACAAGGUUUCUGCCAGCUCUCCCAGCAGCCAGCUAGUUUCCAAUCAGGAACUCAAUCUCCAAGCUUUAAAUCUACAGAGUGUGAAAAAUGGACCAAAUUCCACUGGUGGGAGCAUCCUUCCUCGGCAUGCUUGUGGAACUGUGGCCAAAAGUGCUGGUGGCACUGUAGCUAUGAGCACAGGUGUGGCCAAGGGCAGUGGGCCAGCCAUCGGACCUAACGCUGCAAAUUCAGAUACAGAUGCUCACAAAAACGAGAAGCCGGCACAAAGAACAGCUACGAGUGAGAAAGAUGCGACAACGAAAAGCACUGCCCCAAGUGCCCAGGAGGGAUGCGCCACAGCAGAAAAUCACAAAACGGCAGCUCUGUCAGAAAUGAGCACAGGAGAAGAGGAAACUAGUUCUGAUUCUGAGAGAGAUUCUGCUUCUUUCCCCGGAGCAGGCCAGAAUUUGUCUGUCUCCAUCCAGACUAGCCAGGAUUGGAAGCCCACUCGUAGUCUUAUCGAACAUGUCUUUGUCACAGACGUGACAGCUAACCUGAUCACAGUGACAGUCAAGGAAUCCCCCACCAGUGUUGGCUUUUUUAAUCUUAGACAUUAUUGAAACGAGGGUGGGUCAUAUUGUUCCCCUUCCACUUUUCUCACUGACUCUGUCUGACUGUGGCUUUGGAUGCCAGAAGUGGGGGGACCUAACCUGGCUGCUCUCAUCCUUAAUAAGCUCUGUCCUAGUAUUCAGUGAACCUACAAUGAGAGAGUGUGUAGUGGUUGGCUGCGAGAGCUUUUGGCUUCGGCCAGUCUAACUGUCGAAGCUCUGUAGAGAGUUCUUGGGAGCCAGCUUGUUACGCAGCUGCCGCAAAAGGGGGGCAAGGUUGAGGAUUCUUUCUCACAAGGAUUGGCAUUAGUUGAAAUUAACUAAUAUCGAGGAGGCUGGGAGGAGGCUCAUAGCCAAGAUGCUUGGAUUUCUUAGCUUUAUGGGUUGAAUUGGCAGAAAACUCAAUAUCCAGCUAUCUGCUAAGUUGGAAAGGGAUUCUGAGGACAAACGUCUAUUACAUUGUGCUGUCCAGGAAAAAUUACUCCUCCACCAGCUAUCACUAUCUGAAUUUUUUUUUUAACUUGGGACGGUGACAACCAGUCUAAACGUGAAUAAUAAUCUUAACAUCUAGGUGACAAAAGGACCCUGUGAAAUGAGAACAUUGUUUAUAUUUCCUUGAGUCUGCCUUGCUUUGGAAGCUAUAGGGGAUAGUACAGAAAAAGCCGCUGCCAGCUUUGGUUGGCUGGGCCUAAAAACUGUAGGUGUUUUUAGGCCCCCCCCCCCCACAUACACACACAAAACCUUUGCAUGCAUGCUCCCUGAUCCUUAAUAUAAUAACUGAAUCUUGGAGAAAAGAGGGGCUGGUGAGAAUCUGAAGAGAAGAGGAUAAGAGAAUACCACUGCUGUAUGCUGACCAAACUUAAAUUGAGGACUUUCAGUAUUUCGAGAACAGAGCCUCCCUCAUACUAACUCUUUGCCACACACUCUUGCUUGCGAGUUAAUCACAAAAAUCCUGCACUGAUACUCUGAUAAAAGAUUCUGUUUUUCUUCCUUGAAGUGUGCAACCGUAUCUGGGUACUGUAUGCCUCGGUCUUGUAUUGUGAGUUCAGUGUGACAUCAGGUUCACCUUGGUGGCAUUACAUACUUAUUUUUCAUUUCAUUUCAAAUGUUUCAUUUGGGUCAGCCAACAUAUUCCAGGUCUCGACUAGCACUAAGCAGCAAAGCUAGCUGUGUCAGGUUCUUUUACUAUAUUUUGGAGGACCCCAGAACGUUCUUUUCUUGCUAACUUACCAUGGCUUUGGUAUGCUCCUUGCGUGGGUCCCCAACCCACAAUAUACCCACAAGACAACUCUGUGCUACCUCAUAGGUACCUAGAGCCUAGAAACAUCCGCUGGUGGGCUCUGAAGGUAGUACCUCUGUUACACCCGCAUCUUCUUUGGAGGUGGAUUAUUGGAGAAAGGAAUAGUACAGGACUGGGAGGGGUGCAUUGGAAGUGACUAUGUUUCCCUGAGCUCUGUUUUAUCAUUCCCUCUAGCAGAUGCCUUGUUCAUUUACAUUGGUGCUCUAUUAGAAGCUGCAGCAUAGUUUAAGAACAGGGAGUGUCCAGAUUAUUCAUAGGGAAAAGCCUUCAAACCUGAAUAAUCAAGGGACACGUGACCAAGUUUCAGUAUAGUAGUGUAACUUUUGCAGUCUAGGGCAUAUUGUCCUGGAAUUACUUCUAUAAACAAAUAUUUCAGUGCCAAGAGGUGUUGUGUGCUGGGUCAGUUUAUCUGUCCUGAACAGUUUGGUUGUGCUUACUGGUUAACGCAUAUCAUUCUACCCAAAGACUGUGGCUUGCUAACUUUCGAACUAUUCUCAUUGGAUCCUGUUUGAAAUCAGCAGUUGGAUCUAUUGGUAUGUCCUAUACUCUUUGGAAUUAAUGUGAUAGUAGCACCAACAAAGAGGAGAGGAGAGGCUGCGAACCAUGGAUAAGAUGUUGCUUCCAUUUAUGUUAGUUGGAGUAACUACUACUUAAAUAGAUAUCCACCUCAGCCUGUGAUUUUGACUUGGCUUACUUAGAAGAAAAUUCCAUUGAAACUAAAUUGGAUUUGCGUCUAAGUGGUUGUGUUUACAAUUGGGGUGCUAGUUUUUAAUAACACACUGGGCAUUUAAGAAUAGUUUGGAUAAAAAUUCUGGCUGUGACUGUCCUGCGGGACUGUGGAAUUGGGUGGUGGAAGCAGAUUAUACUUUCGGUUCCCUAAAGUGUUGAUGCAUUGGCUCCUGUUUGCAGGAGCUGAAAAGACAGACUCGGCAUUUUUAAUGAGAACUUGCUGCAACUCCUCACACUGCUUAGCACACUGCUGAUGACAUGCCUCCUUUUUGGCAGCCUUAACAACAUGGUAACAUCAAGGAACCAUGGCCAGAUCUUGCUUAUAUGUAGACGCCCAUGCCAUUUGUGCUGACGCCUGUAAAUGUGACAGUCCGCUUCUUAAAGACAUCCUUGUAAAUUGACUCAAAUGUAGCAGAACAUUUAAUUCUGAAUGCAGGUACACUUUAGGAGGAUCUGUGUUCAUGUUCGUUGUUCUCCAGUUGUCCUUGUUCUCUGUGUACCCUCCCCUUUAGUUCUUGCUACUCCUAGGAGAAAGAAUAGCUGCUUCAGAGGACAUAAAUUCCUGUUACAAAGUUUACCUGGGAUAAAAGUCCUCCAGGGCCAUGCGGUCUAAGCAAAGGAUCAACCUUUCUCUGGGUGCCAAAAUAACAACAUUAUGUUGACGCUUCUAGCUUGUUUGUUUAAGCCAAGGCAGUUUUCUAUUUGGGAUACUAGGUAAUGGACAUCCUUCACUUCCUUCACUUCUAAGAUGAUCUUCUUAAGACUGCUCCAGUUCAUGCUUGGAGUUCAAGAUCCAGCAAAAACAUUUUUUUUUUAAAGUUUGGUAGAGUUGGCAAGUCCUACUUGUGUAGUAAAGUGUUUGGGGAACUUUGAUCACUGCUGUUUCCCUGCUUUGGCUGUGCAUUAGAUGUUUACCGUGUAUUUGGCCUUUAUGAAUCCAAACCUUUCUAACGUUUUCAGUGUGCCUUUUGGAACAGUGAGUUUGUUGUCAGCGGUUCCAUGUUUUUACCACAACGGAGUGAGUCUUGAAGUCCUUCUGAAGAGACAGGUUUCUGAAGUUGAGUAAGAGGAAAGACUUCAUAAUAUGCUGGUGCUUAUGCUAAAUUGGCUUGUUCGGCUAAUAGAGCUGACAGCUGUCUGUUAGAGACAUGCAACCCUUUCUGCUUUGUUGAGGCCAGCGUCUUUUCUCAAGGAAACAAGGCCUUGUGCUGCUGGACUGGUUUCUCAUGAAUUAAUGGGAUUUGUUGUUGGGUAGAGGUAAGAGAUCCAUUCAUAACAACUGAGAAUUCAAGAGUGGGUACUAGCUUUUCCUCUGCCAGAAACCCCACCAUCAUAAAUAAAAUCUCUUGGGCUCUUUUAUUUUGUGUGUGUUUGUGCGUAUCUUGUUAUGAUGAGCUUUGCAGUGUUUCAUUUAAUAUAUUUCACUUUUGUCCAGGUACAUUAUUUGUUUCUUACCUACCAGACCCCAUUGCAGCAAUUUCUAAAUAUAUUACUUUUCCACCUGUAAUUUUAUUGUACAGGACAUCGAUAUUAUUCAGGAGCUUUCCUGCCUUUUUCAAGUAUGCUUUUUAGUCAAUACCAUUAGAGACAAGCUUGAUAUUUUCCCUGCUCCCUUGGAAAACGGAAGAGUCUGUAGCUCUUUCCCCUAGACGUUCUAACGCUGUGCCUUUCUGUUUAACCAGCUAUUUCAAUUCCAAAGUCUAUAGGUCUUGAAAAUAUCUUACUAACUAGUAAGGUGAACCACUUUCUGACAACCGAGUUGACAUUGGUGCUUUAAUGCUUGAUGUAUAAAACUGAGUGGAAGAUUAAAGAGAAAAAAAUGAAGCUAGCAUCUCCUAGCCUAACUGUGCAUAUCAGUUCACAGCUGAAAUUUAAAAAUCUGUUCUGGGCAGAUGGUUUAAAUGGACGCUUAACCAUGCUUACUAAUUAAUAAAAUUAGUAUUCAAAGUCUACCUUUAUAUAUUUUUCUUAAGUUUGCUGCUAUGUGUUUUGAGUGUUUUAGUUGUGUGGCAAACAAUUGUCUAAAAUUCUGUUGCAACUCUGCUCAAUUUUUGAAGAGGUUUUUUGGGGGGGUUGUUUUGUAACUAAAUAGUGCAGCAGUAUUUGUAUAUCAAAUGGAUAUUUUUUUUGUCUUGGAAUAAUUUAGUGGCUCUUUUACAUUGAUGGGAAGAAAUACUAAAUUUAAUCCACAUCCACAGAAUUAAUAUGUACUGUAUCAAAAAAUACAAAGAAACCAGAUUUACUUUAUAUUGUGUUUUGUUCUGAUACUCUAAUAAUUUUCUGUGCAUUCAGUUUUGAGCAAGAAAAAUGGCUUUCACAAGAAGGGAAACUUGUGCAAAUUGGUUCAGUGCUUCUUGUAAUGUGUGUCAAUCACUGUGUGUUUAAUUUUUAAAAAGCCAAAUAGUUCCUGUAUGACAUUUUCUAAUUGCUUUAACUAGAGCUGUUUCUUUGCUUUUAUGCUAAGAGAACAAAAGUUGGAGAUGUUAUUACCCUGGGAAAGCUUAGGUUCUUUGUUAGAGUGGGACAGCCUUUCCAGCCAGAAUAUUAAAUAAGGCUGAAAGCAAUGUCUGCCUAUUGAUCUCCGCUGUGGGUUCACUGCUGCGUUUGGGGUUUGUUUGUUUGACCCUGGCUGGCUGGCUGGCUUGCUUCUCUUGUGUGAUGUCUAUCUUCUAGUGUUUCUUGGCUAUUAACACUAGUUUAAACUUCAGCUUUCUAGACUGUUUAAUUUAUUUUGCAGGUUUGGUAAAAAGAAAAAUCUCCUAGAAGAUGGUAUGCAGGACAAUUUUUGUAUAACUUUCAAUUCAUGGUUUUUAGUAUUCAAUAAAUAUUUUUUUAACUUUU
Eublepharis macularius is the source of this 6475-nucleotide messenger RNA. It is a transcript of the gene CBX2, whose product is annotated as chromobox 2. The record is from RefSeq and is a predicted model, not a curated record. NCBI's taxonomy places the organism in Eukaryota, Metazoa, Chordata, Lepidosauria, Squamata, Eublepharidae. Gene Ontology annotation, biological process: negative regulation of transcription by RNA polymerase II. Gene Ontology annotation, cellular component: PRC1 complex; heterochromatin. The coding region runs from base 4 to 1617 and encodes 537 amino acids. The transcript is spliced from 5 exons.